GCUGAGGAGCUGCAGCCAGCUGCGGGUGCCGCUGCGAUGGAGAGGCCAGGCCACGGCCGCCGCCGUUCCGGAGAGCACCAAGGCCCAGAUCCAGCCCCAGGAGCGGAAACCUAAAACGGGAAUCUUGAUGUUGAACAUGGGAGGCCCGGAGCGGCUGGAUGACGUCCACGAUUUCCUCCUGCGUCUCUUCCUGGACAGAGACCUGAUGACGCUUCCAGCUCAAAAUCAAUUAGCUCCGCUCAUUGCCAAGCGCCGCACCCCGAAAAUCCAGGAGCAGUACAGCAGGAUCGGCGGGGGCUCCCCCAUCAAGAAGUGGACGGCGGUGCAGGGAGAGGGCAUGGUGAAGCUGCUGGACAGCAUGUCUCCUCACACUGCGCCUCACAAGUACUACAUCGGCUUUCGGUACGUGCACCCGCUGACGGAGGAGGCCAUCGCCGACAUGGAGAGCGACGGCAUCGAGAGAGCCGUGGCCUUCACCCAGUACCCCCAGUACAGCUGCUCCACCACGGGAAGCAGUUUAAAUGCCAUUUAUCGCUACUAUAACGAGAAAGGGGAGAAGCCAAAGAUGAAGUGGAGCAUAAUUGACCGAUGGCCCACACAUCCCCUUCUCAUUCAGUGCUUUGCUGAUCACAUCCAGAAGGAGCUGAACCUGUUUCCCCCAGACAAAAGGAAAGAGGUGGUCAUCCUGUUCUCAGCGCACUCGCUGCCCAUGUCUGUGGUGAACCGCGGUGAUCCCUACCCUCAGGAGGUGGGAGCCACUGUCCAGAGGGUCAUGGAGAAGCUCAACUACUCCAACCCUUACAGGCUGGUGUGGCAGUCCAAGGUUGGCCCAAUGCCUUGGCUCGGCCCCCAGACAGACGAGACCAUCAAAGGACUGUGCCAGCGAGGAAAGAAGAACAUGUUGCUGGUCCCAAUUGCAUUUACAAGUGACCACAUUGAAACUCUGUAUGAGCUGGAUAUUGAGUAUGCCCAGGUUUUAGCCAGAGAGUGUGGCGUUGAGAACAUCAGAAGGGCAGAGUCUCUCAAUGGAAACCCGCUGUUCUCCAAGGCCCUGGCAGACCUGGUGUGCUCCCACCUGCGGUCCAACGAGGUGUGCUCCCGCCAGCUGACCCUGUGCUGCCCACUCUGCGUCAACCCCGUGUGCAGGGAGAGCAAGGCGUUCUUCAGCAGCCAGCCCCUGUGAGCCCAGGGCCAGGGCAGGGCUGGCCAGCAGCAGGCACAGCCUGCCUUUGCCUUCCUCCUCCCCAUCAUUUCUUUCUUUGAGAAGAGUUGUAGGAAGUAGGGGAAUAAGGGCAUUUCUCCUGUCAGGUGUGAGGAGAUCUCACGUCACCGACCCCGACGGGAGUUAGUGUGAGCCCAGCAGUAUGCACUGAAAACCUUACAUGGCUUUUUUACAAUUAGCUUCUAUUUCUAUGCAGGGAUUUGUUUGUAUGCAGGGUGGGCACGAGUGCACUCUCUGGCCAGCUCCAAGGUUGUUCUGCUUUUGUUUAAGGUGCACUCUGACCAGCACAGCCUGUUUGUUCUGAGAGGGACUUUGCAGCUGGCUUUGGAGAUUCUGGAGAUCAAGUGACUCCUAAUGCUUUUCAAUAAUGUGUGUGUAUAUAUAUACAUAUAUAUAUAUGUAUAUUUGGGGUUUUUUCAGGAUUUAAAGAUAAGGCUUUGUUUUGGUUUGGUUUUCUCCUGCCAGAAACUUCCGGUGAAAGCUUAGCUGGGAUAGUAGAACGCACAAAACUUGUUUACAUUUUCUAGGAAAAACAUUUUCAUUAUCUGCAGGAAAGCAUUUGAAGAGCAUAAAUUGAAAGGCAUUUGCCUGCUUGGGUGAUACUGGAGAAUUUGCUCCAUUGUGUUUCAAGUCUAGCAGGAGCACAUGUGGAAACAUGUUGGCUUAUCCAUUAAGCAGAACGGCUUUUAAAAUUCUGAUUUUUAUUAAAAAGGGCUUUUUCUGUUUGGUGAAGUAAAUUUAGGAAGUCAG
Messenger RNA from Parus major (Great Tit), 1972 nucleotides. RefSeq names its product ferrochelatase (gene FECH). Gene Ontology annotation, biological process: heme biosynthetic process. The record is from RefSeq and is a predicted model, not a curated record. Bases 128 to 1183 code for a protein of 351 amino acids. The transcript is spliced from 10 exons. Lineage: Eukaryota; Metazoa; Chordata; Aves; Passeriformes; Paridae. Gene Ontology annotation, molecular function: protoporphyrin ferrochelatase activity.